AUGAAUGAUAUAGAACAAAUUUUUAUUAAUGAUCAAGUUCGUCUAUUACGAAAAAGUCGGUUUGCUGGUUGUUGUGUGACAAUUAGUUUACUUAUUGCUCCGAUCAUAUGUAUAGUUGUAAUAUUGCGAACAAGCAAUAAAGUUGUAACAGAAUUAAAACAGGAUUUAUUAUGGUUUCCUUCAGCAGGUAGUGAAUCAUGUAUACGUUUAAUGGAUAUUGAUGGUGAUGGACUUGAUGAUGUGAUUGUUUCAUUAACUGAUGUAACAACAAUUGCGAAUGAAGAAAACAAGGAUGAAAAUCAUUCUUUAUUUUGUAAAUCAUUCGAUGUUGAAGAACCAUGUAGUGGUACUGUAUAUGGUAUACGUGGUCAUGAUUUUAAAAUAUUAUGGUCAUUUCGAAUUAAACAAUCUAUAUUCGAACUUGUUUGUGAUAUGAUCGAUAUUAAUAAUGAUGGUUAUAAUGAUUGUAUUGGUGCUGGACGUCAAGCUACUGUGGUUGCAUUUGAUGCUCGUCAUGGUAAAGUUAUUUGGGAUAGUAGACAAAUAAAAUCACGACAUUUAUUAUGGAAUUUUUAUAAUCCUAUACUUCUUUCAAUUGAUGUUGAUCAAGAUGGUAUGAAUGAUAUAUUGAUUUCACAUGGUGGUAAUCCAACAAUACCAUCGAACGUACAUGAACGUGAAGCAGGUUGUUUAAUAAUUAUAUCUAGUCGAAGUGGACAUCAAAUAGGCGAACCAUUUUUUAUGCCAGAUGGAAAAGAAACAUAUAUGUCACCCGUUUUAUAUGAUAAAUCAACUGUACUUUUUGGUACCGGCGGUGAAACAGUAGCAGGUGGAUUAUAUAGUAUAUCAAUAGAUAAUAUUAUUCAACAAAAAAAUCAAUAUGUAACAUUAGUUAAAUCAUUUACGAAAGGUAUUAUGGUACCACCAAUUGUUCUCGAUAUUGAUUAUGAUGGAAUUGAUGAUAUUCUUGUUAGUUGUUUUGAUGGAACAUUAGAAUUAAUUCAUGAUAAAACAAUGAGACCAUUAUGGACAAGAAUAUUUGAUGGAUUUGAAUUUUAUGCAUCACCAGCACCAGGUGAUUUUAAUAGUGAUUCAUUUGUUGAUUUUAUGAUCAUAAUUAAUUAUGGUGAAUGGGAUCGUUAUGAUUAUAGUCAAGUAUUAGUUAUUGAUGGUUUAACAGGUGAAACAAUUUGGACAAGAAAUAAUACUUUCGGAGAAUUUACAGCUCCAUUAACUCUACAAAUGAAGAAAAAAGGUAAAUAUCAAGAUGGUUUUAUUUAUCGACAACGUGGUCAAACAACUGAACGUGAAUAUUCAAAUGCAUCAACGAUAUUAAUUCAUGGAAUUGGUCUUCAAGAUGGAGAAAUUUCGAAAGAUGAUAACUCAAUUUCAUUGAAUUCAAAUGAUCUAUGUGAUACAUUCAAGUUAAACGAUUCAAUUAGUAAUAUAUUUCUAACAAAUAUUGAUGAAACUCGUUUAAUCGCUUCAAUUUAUCCUCCAAUAAAUGACGAAAAUGAUAUUUGUAGUAAAUUCGAACCUAUGGAACGAUCUGGCGGUGCUAUCGGUGAUGUUAAUGGUGAUGGUAUUUUCGAUACAAUAGAUCUGACAACAUUUAUUACCAAAUUAACAUCACAUAGUUUAGAAAAUUUUAUUGUUCACUCCGUUUUAACAAGAUUCUCAUUAGAUUUAUCCAACAAUGAAAAUCAAAUAGUCGCAAAUUAUCAAGCAGAUAUAUCAAAUAAAACAAUCAACAAUAAAAAACUUGUUCAAUUAUUAAUCGAUAAAAAUUCUUCACUAACAAAAUCAUCUCUUCACAAUAAAGAUUUAUCUAUUAUUCCCAAACAAACAUGGAAUGCUUAUUUAGGUCGAUUUGCUAAUAGUCAUUAUUAUCGAAAUAUUUAA
Adineta steineri is the source of this 1902-nucleotide messenger RNA. The record is from the annotation of a GenBank genome assembly. Lineage: Eukaryota; Metazoa; Rotifera; Eurotatoria; Adinetida; Adinetidae.